GCAACAAACCCCUGGUAUUGGUGCGUACGAGUAACGGGUGCGUUGGUGUACGAGUAUCCUCUGCAAAAGGGACUGAAGGUGGCGGCAGGGGCAGGAAGCCUGAGGGAGUAGUCAGUGUGUCGUGAGCCGUGGAGGGGGAGGCACACGUCUCUCUCCCGCGCUCUGCUGACCCGCCUUUAGUGCGUUCCUAGUUUGUUGUGCAGUGUGUUUCGAGGAGUCACCCCUCACGCCUGUCCCCACGUCACCAUUUUCUCUGUUCCCGGGAUGAGUGCAGAGGCGGAGUGACGAGAGGAGCGGCAGCAGCGCGGGAUGCGGAGUGCCGGGCAGGGACGACGGCCUGACUAUGAUGGCUCGAGAUAAACACAAAGAGAGACAGGAGACUGGCAGGAAAAAGAAGUCUGUCCUGCCUCUGAAACGCAUUGAGCUUGUGACUGUGGCAUCGGGAAUGAGGUGAAUGUAAUCGAGUGCAUGUUUCCGGUGAGAAGUGUGAUAGUGGCAGUGUGAUCUAGAUAAGUGCAAAGUGAAUGCAUGGAUAAAUUACCGGUGAUAAAUGUUAGGAAGUGUAAGAAGUGAAGUGAAUAAUUUUGUUCAGGAAUGAGUGAUCGUUUCUAUAACCUCAGGACAAGAAGCACGUAAAGAAAAGGGAACAAUGAGUAAAGGUAGAAACUAUUAGUAAAAAAUUGAAAAUAAUAGAAAAAAAAGAAGUGCAUGAAGGUAACGCACGAUUAAUGGCAAAAAUAAACAAGGUCCGGGUUGUGCAGUAGAGGCUCCCCUCGCUCGGCCGAUAAUUACGACUUGUGUAAUGUAAAAUUUAUCAUCACUUCCAGCGGUGAAUAAUGCUGAUGAAAAUUGACGCUUAUGUUGGGAAGGUGAUGAAUAUCCGAGGAAAAUUAAUGCAUUCAUAAAGAAAAAUGAGAUCGCGGAUGGCAAAUUUUACCAGGGACAUUUAUACAUAUAAUUGAAAGGAAAGAAAGAACUUUUCCCGUUGAAUUGCCCCGUGAGUGAAUAUCCUCCAUGACGGACACGGCUGGAGCGACUACUUUUGCCGGGGAAAAGUAUUAGUGAACCAAAAAUUUAAUUCAAAAGACGACCCCUGGAGAGUUUAAAAUCCGAUUAUUUCCACCAACUGCAAGCCAAUAGGAUGACUUCAUGGUGGUGACGUCACAGGGCUGCUCCGCCAAUGAGAAUGAACUCCCAGUCUUUGUUGACCCUUCUGCUUUCACUCCAGAUUGGAUGGGCGGCGGCAGGACGGCAGAGGUUCCGGCAGCGGCCCGAGAGCGUGGAGGUGGUGGAGGGCGAGGACGUGCUGCUGCGCUGUGAGGUGGAGGAGCAGGAAGGCCGCGCCCAGUGGACCAAGGACGGCUUCGCGCUGGGGUUCGAGCGGGAGGUGCCGGGCUACCCUCGCUUCAGCUACCUGGGUCGGGCGUCUCUCGGUCAACACCACUUGCUCAUCAGCGGCGUGACCACCACAGAGGACGGCGAGUACCAGUGCCAGGUGGGGCCCGGCUCCUCCAACCGCCCCAUCUGGGCUGCCGCCAACGUCACCGUCCUGGUGGCGCCGCAGAGCGUGGAGAUCUCAGGGCGGAGCAAAGGGGAGGAGGUGGUGGUGGGGGACGGCAGCUCCUUAACCCUAGACUGUCUGGUGAAGGACGCACGCCCCGCCCCCACAGCUACGUGGCUCAGGGACGGCACCCCCCUACCCCCAGGGCUGGUGGACGACACGGUGGAGAAAUCCCCGCUCCCCCGCAGGUGGAGCGUCAGGAGCCGCCUGAUGCUAAGAGUGACGGCUGAGGACGACGGGCGGGUGUUAUCCUGCGAGGCCGGCCACCCAGCCAUUAGAGGGAACGCCAUCCCGAUGACCUCCGUCACCCUCUCCGUCCUCCACCCUCCGGGGCACCCCAGCAUCAGCGGGUACCGGGAGGGUGAGGUGCUGGUGGCCGGGCAGCGCGUGGCACUCAUGUGUCGGUCGCUGGGCGGCAACCCUCGACCCAACCUCAUUUGGCGGCGCCGCUCACGCCCACUGUCCCGCACUGCUACGUCCCCCUCCACUGCCAUCCUUAAGGCCUCUGCCGCCUCCACCACCACCACCGCCACCGCCACCACCAGCCGCCUGCAGCUCACCGCCGCCGCCGAGGACGAUGGGGCUGAGUACGAGUGUCGGGCUGAGAGUGACCUGCUGCAGCGACCCCUUGUGGCCAGCGUGACCCUCACCGUGUACUACGCGCCCAUGUCCGUGCGGGUGUCGGGUCCCGGCCAGGUGCUAGAGGGGGACCCCAUCACUCUCACCUGUGUCACCAACGAGUCCAACCCCCCCGCCUCUGUCAGGUGGAAAGUACAAGGUGGGGAGGCACAAAAUUACUGUAAUUCCCGUAAUGCAUGAGACAUCACAUAUCAUUUUUCUUCCGUACUUCAG
Molecule: messenger RNA, 2413 nt
Organism: Scylla paramamosain (green mud crab)
Lineage: Eukaryota; Metazoa; Arthropoda; Malacostraca; Decapoda; Portunidae
Product: nephrin-like
Exons: 8
Coding region: 1181-2380 (399 amino acids)
Source: RefSeq, a predicted model, not a curated record